AUGGACAUCAAGGCCACCAAUGGCCAUGAUGCCACUUGCGCACAGGAUGCUGAGGCUGUGAGAGCGAUAAAGAAAAAGUGGAAAGAAGCUGGCAAGCUAGCGGCUGAGGAGUUGUUGAGAGGAACCAAAAUGACGCAAGUAGGGAAGGACAUGGCCGCCGUCGGACAGGAUGUUGAGGUCAUGAGAGCGAUGGCGAAACGGUGCAAAGAGGCUUUCAAGCUGGCGCUUGAGAGGUCGUUGAACGCGGCCAAAAUGGUGCGAGAAGAGAUGGAAAAGGCCAGCAAAGCUGACGAGGCGCUCAGGCUGGAUGCUGGGAAAAGCCCACGAGAGACUGAGCUGGCCAGCUCGAAGCCAAGAAGAAUGAUUGCGCCGACGACAGUGGAGGAGGAGAAGGAGGAGGAGUUGUGUAGCGAGGAAGAAGAUCGCAUGAGGCACCACAUACAGACUGCUGGGAAAACUGAGUGGAAUGCAAUGAUGGCGAGGCUCCAGGAGAGAAUGGAAGAAGUGAUCCUCGAACUCGAGGAGGAUAUCAGUGACAAGAGUGGCACAGAAGAAGGUCCAUGGUCGACACAUCCGACAACGCGAUUGAUGAAGAAGAAGAAGAAAAAGACGAGAGAGCCAAGGACGCGAAGAUACUCUGCAGGCAUGGCACUCGAGAUGGGCCGGACUCUACGAAGCGCUCCGACACUGGCGAUCCGGCUGUGGUGCUGA
This is a messenger RNA of Cladophialophora immunda, 711 nucleotides long. RefSeq lists its product as uncharacterized. The record is from RefSeq and is a predicted model, not a curated record. The coding region runs from base 1 to 711 and encodes 236 amino acids. Lineage: Eukaryota; Fungi; Ascomycota; Eurotiomycetes; Chaetothyriales; Herpotrichiellaceae. The transcript is spliced from 2 exons.